Molecule: messenger RNA, 1170 nt
Organism: Rhizoctonia solani
Lineage: Eukaryota; Fungi; Basidiomycota; Agaricomycetes; Cantharellales; Ceratobasidiaceae
Product: nuclear 5'-3' exoribonuclease-interacting protein, Rai1p
Exons: 6
Coding region: 1-1170 (389 amino acids)
Biological process (GO): nuclear-transcribed mRNA catabolic process; NAD-cap decapping
Cellular component (GO): cytosol; nucleus
Molecular function (GO): mRNA 5'-diphosphatase activity
Source: RefSeq, a predicted model, not a curated record
AUGUCGAACCACAAAAGGAAAAUCCAGGAUACCGACGAUGCCACAUUGCUCCCGCCUUUAAAGCAGUCCAAAGUCGAAGAUAAAGAAAAUAACAAAACUAGGGUAACCCAGUACACGUUAUCUCUCGAAACGUCACCUGCAGAGCCCUCUCCAGCCAUUGGACAACCGCAGCAACUUACUUGUUUCUCCUACACUCCAAACCGAGAGCUCCGUUUUGAUAGUUCCGCUCUUAAAUACUACGUGCCUGCUCCUAUAAAUGCCGACCUAGGUUACCGUUAUGAACAUUGGACUAAGCGUCCAGAAGAACGAGGCCGGAUCGACAGUUUAUUGCGAGCCAUAGGACAAGAUCACAUUGUUGGAGAGCGUAAGAAGGGGGCUUUUAUAUGUUGGAGAGGAGUCAUGACAAACUGCAUUUAUGCAGAAGAGCAUACGACCGAUACCGCCCUCGCUGAAAAGGAGAAUAUGGCCCCUCGACAACGCCGCAUGACGUACUAUGGUUAUUCCUUCGAGUCAUUCAGCACAUGGGAGGAACCACUGCAACGAAAGGAGCAACAUCUAGAAAGAGAUAGAACCAGAUGUUGGAGCGGUGACGUUGAUACCAAUGUACAGUUUUGCAGCGUUGUGAAAACAAAGAUAGGCGCAGAACGAAUGAUUCUGGGUGGAGAGGUAGAUUGUUGUAAAGAUCGGUAUACUGGACAACCAAACACGUAUGUUGAAUUAAAGACAAGUAUGGUAAUUCGUAAUGCUCAAGACGAAGAGCGUUUUGAGCGCAAACUACUCAAGUUUUGGGCCCAAUCCUUUCUGUUGGGUGUACCAGAAAUUGUAGUAGGGUUUCGAAGUCAUCAAGGCCGUAUAACAACUCUUCAAACUUUUGAAACCCUAGCACUACCACGUAUGGUGCGAGGAAAACCGGCGCUUGGGAUCCCAAACCGUGCCUCUUAUUUGCUGAAAAACAAGGAUGCCACUGAUAUCUCAUCUAGUCCGACCAGCGCUAGGAGGCCUGAAGAGGUGGAGAACAUGGAUGUAUGGAGGUUGGAGAUUAGGCCUGGUACACGUAUGGUAACGCUGUACAAACUUGAGCCAACCGAAGUUGAAGAAGUAGUCAAUGAUGAAGAUCGAGUGGGAUUCUUGCCAACUUGGUUCUGGAAUGCAGUUACUGAUAAGGUGUAG